AUGCGUGCCUCCCUCAAUCUUGGGGCCGUGGUGGCCAGCAGUCUUCUAGCCCCAGAUGACAGCAAUGAUACCGGAAGUUCUGCUGGCCAAGUCAACUCCCCACAGAGCACAGUCGUGAUUACUAGCAGUGGCGACAACUCCAAUGGCCUGCCCAACGGGCAAUCCUGUCAGAUGCAGGGCACAACGACUGUAUUUGUUACCGUUUACCCUACUAGCCCUGUCUCAAAUGGCAAUGAGUCUCCUGCGGCAAUCACUGGCACCGAUGGAACUCCUGAUCACACUGGCUAUCAGACUAUUCAAGUUUCUCCUUUGAAUUCUGCCAAUGGAAACCAACCUACUGUCGAGAUCUUCACUACCGUGACCGUUUCAAAUCUCUGGGGUACUGGUUCUGAUGCAAGCAAUCCUACUUCCGUUGCAACUUCAGAGUCCACCCACUCUGAUGCGUCAUCUCCUUCGGGCUCUACUACACCUGACACUCCUGGCUCAGUCUCUGUCAAAAGUCCUGGAGAUAAUGGAAGUGCCACCGAAGGUACUGCGCAGAAUGCUCCAUCAAACUCGUUGUACAUGACUGAUUACACUGGCCAAGUGACUGCCAACCCCAAUGGCGGCGACGGUGGCGCCAGAAGCACUGCAGUGCACCCUCCAAACCUUUACACAAUCGUCACAGAUACGAAACUUGAUUGGAUUACCGGCUCUAAUGGCAUUCAAAGUCUUGUUACUGUUGUCUCUGAGCACACCAUCACUCUUGGCACCGCUGCAGCUGAAGCAAUUUCUGGCUCAGGGCCUGCUGUGACUUGCUGGACCGUCACCGGCACCGAUGGCAAAGAAACAGUGUUAGAAUCAGUCAUCAACACCAAUCAAGGCAAUGGCGGUGCUCCAGCGGCGACUUCUGCUUCCAUCGUUGGACCGGACGGCAACGUUUCUCCUCAAGCUGUUUCUACGGUUCUUGGUCAGCAAACUCCUGUCACAACUAUCACCGCAAACGGCGCUACUCCUGUUUACACUGGGCCAGGAAUCGUUGCCACCACUGCCAUUACUGUCCUUGGACCCGAUGGAAUCACCACUGUGGUUCAUUCCACCUGGGUCAUCGAAAGUAGCCCUGUCACUGAUGCUUCUGCUGCUUUGCCAACUGGUAUCUCUGUCCCCCCAGGGGCUACUCAAGCGCCUUCAAACGGCCAGGCCAUCACUAGCUGUACGAGCUAUACUGUCAUAGGACCUGAUGGCCGGCCAACUGUGAUUGAGUCUACCUUGGUAAUUCCUGCAUCCGCUGUUCUGGUCACCGAGCUGCCCCAAAAUCUCCCAAAUGGCAUCUCCAUACAAGCCACGAAUGUUCCUGGAUCGCCUGUGCCUGGUGAAGGGGCAAUCACCGCCCGCUCAUCUUACACUGUCGUCGGGGCCGAUGGCAGGCUUACUGUUGUCGAAACUAGUUUCCUGGUGCCUGGACCUUCCGCUGCUCCUGUUACUACCGUAGCCCCGUCCGGAGUCGUCACAGGCGUUCCGGGACAGAUUACUGCUACUCCGAGCCAGUUUGGCUCUGUCGAGAUGUCAUCUGAAGGGUUGACCACUUGCACGACGUACACAUUUCUUGGUACAGAUGGACUUCCUACUGUCUUUGAAUCCACUAUUGUGAUGCCCAAGAGCAAUUUGUUGCCAACUGGUACUAUCAUUGGUCUUCCGUCGAUUGUUCCUGAAGGCCAAGACAACGAGCUUCCUCAAGGUGUUACUGUGCCCGCACAAACUGGCGCAGGCUACACUGCCUGCGUUACUGUUGACGUUCUUGGGCCGAAUGGUGUUGCAACUCCUGUCGUCGAAACAAUCGUCCUGACACCACAGACACCGGGACCAGUAGGUGCUACUGUCCCCGUCACCUCCCUUGGGUUUCCAUCUGUUGUCACUUCGGGUUUGGGUAACCUCCCCCAAGGCAUUACCCCGUCGGGCACUGUUGCUCUCAGCCCAGUCACCACUGCUGUUACCCUCACCGUUGUUGGACCGAAUGGAGUCGCUUCGCCUGUUGUUCAGACUAUUGUCAUCACCCCCCAGCCGCAGGCGGUGCCAUCUGGAGCCACCAACUCUGUGACCAUCCCAGGGGCUGGUUCGUCUAUUCCACCUGCUUUGGAAGAAUACGCAACGGGUAUCCCAACCAAUCCUACUGUACUUUUCCCGCCAGGGAUCAGCUCUGAAGUUGGAGGUUUGCCGGUUGGAACUGAUAAUGGCGCGAAACCUUCUGUUUUCACCAUUGUCACCGGCCCAGGCGGUAUUCCUGUUUUGUCGGUCAUCACUGCCGCACCUUUAUCCGUGUACGGCAAUCCUGGAAGUGCCGACAAUAAUGGAACGCCUGUAUCCGGUCCUGCACCACAAGGCAUGCCUGGUGCAUAUGGCUGGCAGCCAGCUGGUGUCUCACCUGCUGAAUAUGGUGCCUUGCCAACCUUGGUCAAUCCCCAGGUCGGGCCGGUUGCAACCUCCGUCCAAACAAGUACCUGGGUUAAUGUCAUUCCUGAGCCAACCACAACUUAUACGAUGAAGUUUCCUGUGACUACUCUCACCACUGUCACUGUUCCUGCCAAGGCCUCGGUGUUGAAGCGCCUUGUCCAACAUCCAAGAGGGCCUGCUGCCCUCAGUGCUAGCUGGUCCAACUCGACCUCUGCGAGCCUUCAACCUUUUACUGAGAGUGAAGCAAUGGUUUCUCCCUCCGUGGAUCCGACUUCAAAUCCCUCAGACGCCGGCGUUGUUGCUCCCUCUCCUGCCCCUGCCACGGCAAUGUGCCCAACUGGCGGCAAAGUGGGCAAUACUACAGUAAAUUUUGAUAAUGUGAAGCCAGGUCCUCUCUUCAACCCCGCCGGAGAUUUCUGGUUCUCGGAAGGGUUCCUCGUAACACCACUGUCAUCCCAAUCUGUUCAAGGAUAUACGGCUUCAUCAGGGGGUCAACUCGUGGAAUUCGUCCCUCCCGCCCUGACUGGCCCUGCAUUGAGUGGGUGCAGCGACACAGCCGAGAUUGGUGUUGGACCCAACUCCCCGAAUCCUUGCUUUCGAUUCAACCUGUACAGCGCGAACCUCGGAUGUGCUGCCCAAGCCGCUGAGCAGUGGUGCGAGUUCGAAGUUUCUGCUUAUACAUAUAAUCAGGCUGCCUCAAAUGAAAUGUCUAUUGCAUGGUCAGAAGUCAAGCGUGUGCCAGCAUGUCCAAGCUUCCCUAAUUCCCCUUGCUCUCUUACCCCGGUCACAUUUGAUGGAUACCAGAACAUCAGCUCCGUGCUCGUCCGCCUUCACGUCGGGCUUGAACUUCGCACUUGGUGGGCUGAUGACGUGCAGUUUGGUUGGACUGAUAACAGUUGUGAGGCUGCCCAGUGUCGCCAAGCCGUUGCACCUCAGCCAGUCAAGCGUGAGGCCGUCGAAUCGGCGCUCCGACACGGUGUUUGGCGUUGGACCCCCGCAGGUCACGAACGAAUGGGAGAGGAGUAUGUUUGGGACUCUUUGAACUAA
Molecule: messenger RNA, 3477 nt
Organism: Metarhizium album ARSEF 1941
Lineage: Eukaryota; Fungi; Ascomycota; Sordariomycetes; Hypocreales; Clavicipitaceae
Exons: 4
Coding region: 1-3477 (1158 amino acids)
Source: RefSeq, a predicted model, not a curated record